UUUCUGGAAUCUUUGGAGUUAAAAUGUCAUAUGACUGAAACCUGAAUAAAAUUUGUACGAUGAUUAAAUUUAUAUUCCCAGGAAAAAUAGUGAAUUCAGAAAGAUGCAGUAAUGGAUAUGUACAUGAAAAUGCUGUAGUAUAGGCAUUUUCAUAUCCUUUAGUAGAUUUCCUCUAUAAUUUUUAGAAAAAUUGACUGUUAAAAGUUUUUAGGCAUAAAUUCUUAAAAGUGCUUUUUGUUUGCUUAUUCUUAACUUUGGAUCAGAGACUGUUCACUAUGAGUGCCUGUAAUGAUACAAAUGAACCUGAGUUCACGCUUGUGGGACUGACAGACUCCAAGGAGAUUCAGCUGGUCCUCUCUGUUUUGUUUCUCCUGAUAUACAUGCUCACUGUCUUGGGAAACAUAGGUAUGAUACUGAUCAUUCAUCUAGAUGUCCAGCUCCACACUCCAAUGUAUUUUUUCCUCACCCACUUGUCAUUCCUUGACCUCAGUUACUCAACUGUAAUCACACCUAAAACCUUACAGAAUACGCUGACCUCCAUAAAAAAUAUUUCCUUCAUGGGAUGCUUCACCCAGUUGUAUUUCUUUGUCCUCUUGGCAGCUUCUGAAUGUUUUAUACUUUCGUCAAUGGCCUAUGACCGCUAUGUAGCUAUCUGCAACCCUCUACACUAUCCAGUUAUUAUGUCCCCUAGGCGCUCAUAUACUCUCAUCACUGUGUCCUACAUGAUUGGAGUUUUGGAUUCUUCUGUCACUGUCUUUUGCUUAAGCACACUGGAUUUCUGCAACUCCAAAGUAAUUCAUCACUUCUUUUGUGACACAUUCCCAAUUUUAGCUCUGUCCUGCAGUGAUACCUAUAAUGCAGAAGCCACUAUAUUCGUUUUAGCUGGUUCCACUCUAUUGCUGUCGCUCAUCACGAUAUCCUCAUCCUAUGUAUCUAUUCUCUCUACAAUUUUGAAGAUAAAUUCUUCUUCAGGAAAGCACAAAGCCUUCUCUACAUGUGCCUCACAUCUUAUAGGAGUCACUGUUUUUUAUGGUACAAUGAUCUUUACUUAUUUAAAACCAAGUACGUCCUACUCCCUGGGAAAGGAUCAAGUAGCCUCUGUUUUUUAUACUAUAGUGAUUCCCAUGCUGAACCCACUUAUCUAUAGUCUCAGGAACAAAGAAGUGAAAAGUGCUGUUGUUAGAGUUAUGAAGAAGAGAGAGUGCACCCAGAAACUAAAAUAA
Molecule: messenger RNA, 1223 nt
Organism: Mus musculus (house mouse)
Lineage: Eukaryota; Metazoa; Chordata; Mammalia; Rodentia; Muridae
Gene: Or8h7
Product: olfactory receptor family 8 subfamily H member 7
Exons: 2
Coding region: 276-1223 (315 amino acids)
Biological process (GO): detection of chemical stimulus involved in sensory perception of smell; signal transduction; G protein-coupled receptor signaling pathway
Cellular component (GO): plasma membrane; membrane
Molecular function (GO): olfactory receptor activity; G protein-coupled receptor activity
Source: RefSeq, marked validated